AUGAGUUAUGUCGAAUUUUUCAUUGAUCGAGGAGUACUGGGACUGACCAAAGAGGCUUCGCACACUGUCCUAGAGUACAGAGGAGAUCCGAUCAGUCCAGGGACGCGUUCCAAGUUCGACAGUUCGUCAAGCCUGGUAGUUCCCGUCAUGCCUCCUACUCUUAUAGGGGUCUGCAGACUACUUCAGAUCUACUACGUCCUAAAGGUAUGGGUUGAAAUGGAAAAAUCAGGCGAUGAUUUGCACAUGAACUUCCCUAUUACGAUAGCAACAUGUCCAUUCAGAAUUCCCAACUCCAACCAACAGCCAAAGAUUGAAUACGAGAUGUGCUGUGACCACGUCGAAGGUGGCAUGUACAUUGGUCCCGAAUUCCUACUUGGCCAAGUGUACGACGGUACACUGGGCUGUCCCGAAGAAGGGGAGACCGUUGUCCUCUACAGGCCAGUCUACGUCAGUGUGAAGAGCGGCAAGACGAGGACAGACCAAGGAUGUUCCACCAGAACGGACCAGGACACCCCCCGGUCACCCAGACCUCCCUCGGAGGGGACGACGACGACACAAGCAUGA
Messenger RNA from Uloborus diversus, 564 nucleotides. RefSeq lists its product as uncharacterized. The coding region runs from base 1 to 564 and encodes 187 amino acids. The record is from RefSeq and is a predicted model, not a curated record. Lineage: Eukaryota; Metazoa; Arthropoda; Arachnida; Araneae; Uloboridae. The transcript is spliced from 4 exons.